GGGAAAGCGGAAACAGCAGGAAAACGACGAAGAAGCGGAACUUCCGUGUUGUUCAACAUGGAGUGAGAAAAUGUAGCUUAUUUUCGCUUAGUUAAUAUCUAAAAUGAGUUAGUUAAUGUUUUGUGUAGCGUUUCUUCUCCAAAGUUUAUUGGUAAUUCGUUUUUUAUCAUUAUUUUGAGCCUUUUGACUAUAUUAGCAGUUGUUUGAUGCUAGCAGAGGAGGCUGAAUGAGGCCGCUCAGUGUUUAAGCUUUAAUGUUUGUUUACCGUGAGGUUUCUGCUGCUAUGUAAGCUGCUUUUGUUUCGUCGUUUCAAUGGGAAAAAGGAAAGACAUGAUUCACCCCAGAUUUCUCGGUGAAGGUGGCUCCAGCCUGCACAGCGCUCACAAGCGGAAACACAAAAAACACAAGAAGCACAAGAAGAAGCACCACAGCUUCCCCGAGGUGCCGGAGCCUGAGCCUGUAGUGGUGCCUCGGCCUCCGCCGCAGCUCCGACUGAAGAUCAAACUGGGAGGACAGACGCUGGGAACCAAGAGUGUUCCCACUUUCACAGUCCAUCCUGGUGUGGCUCGUCCACCCUCACCUUUAAUGAUCAUUGACAACAACGUUGAUGACGACGAUGAUGACGAUGAUGAAGAUGAUGAUGACGAGCCCUCUGUUCCUUUGGAGCAGUAUCGAGCCUGGCUCGAUGAAGACAGCAACCUGGCCACAUCCCCUCUGCCAGAUAUGGACUCAGAUUCCAUGCUGGGCGGGCCCGUGGACGAGGAGGAGCGGUGGCUGGACGCUCUGGAGAAAGGAGAGCUUGAUGACAACGGAGAGCUGAAGAAGGAGAUCGAUGAGUCUCUGCUCACUGCCAGACAGAAAGCUCUGCUACACAAGCAGCAGAGUCAGCCUCUCCUGGAGCUCCCCAUGGGCUACAAGGAGAAAGAGAUGACCGCUGAGAUGAUGCAGAAGCGGGAGGAGCGUGCCCGAAAGAGACGCCUGCAGGCCGCCAAGAAGGCAGAGGAGAACAAGAACCAGACGAUAGAGAGACUGACGAAAACCAGCAAGGCCAAGAUCAAAAGCAUGAAGGAAAAGAAGUCCAAGCAGAGCCAGUGCCCCAUGGUUCGGUACAGCGAUUCUGUCCAGGGAAUGGCCAUCUCCUUCCCAGCAGGGGUCCCCGCUCCUAUUCCGGCACCUCCCUGCCCUCCUCCUCCAGCCCCAUUGAACUGUGGAGUGAGUGGGUGCACAAACCUCAAGAAGUACUCGUGCUCAAAGACCGGAGUUGCUCUCUGCAGCCUCGAGUGCUACAAGAGGAACCUCCUGCUCGUGCAGAGCGCAGCGUGAACCCCAGACAGUUGAGUUUAUGCCACCCUGGGAUGUGACAAUGGCGAGUAUUCAUGCUCGUGUAUUUACGUUAACAGGACACUGGUGACCGUGCAGUGGUAGGAAGGUGAUUUUGGACUUUCCUGUCCAGUGUGAGGAGACUGUAUAUCAACAUGCUUUUUUCAUGUGUCAUGAUAAUGAUUCUCUGUGGAGCUGCUCAUCCAAUUAUGUACAUUUUUU
This is a messenger RNA of Neolamprologus brichardi, 1542 nucleotides long. RefSeq names its product INO80 complex subunit B (gene ino80b). The record is from RefSeq and is a predicted model, not a curated record. Lineage: Eukaryota; Metazoa; Chordata; Actinopteri; Cichliformes; Cichlidae. Gene Ontology annotation, biological process: chromatin remodeling. Gene Ontology annotation, cellular component: Ino80 complex.